GCUGAUUGGCUGCUGUGGGAGGGAGUGGGUUCGGCUGUGCGGGCGGAGCCAGGCCCUGAAUGGCUGGGCUUGGUCAUUCGCCAUAAGGGAGUCCGAAGCGUCACAUCCGGGUACUGAGUAACCCAGGCCGGGGAUUCUGGGCCUAGGACUGGCCUUCCUGCACGUAACACUUCGCGCACGGUGCUGUUCCUUUAAUUUUCUGAAUAUUCACACAAAGGGCAAUGUCAGAAGGUGAAGGCAAAACUGCCCCCAGCACAGGCUCAGACCCCAAGAUGGAGAGUGGGGUUUCCAUGUCACCGCCUGUUAGUGCCCCCCCUGCACCACCACAGGAGGAGGAAGAGGAGGAGAGUGAAGAUGAGUCUGAGAUCCUAGAGGAGUCUCCUUGCGGGCGCUGGCAGAAGAGACGUGAGGAGGUGAACCAGCGAAAUGUGCCUGGCAUUGACAGUGCCUACCUUGCAAUGGACACAGAGGAAGGAGUGGAGGUGGUCUGGAACGAGGUGCAGUUCUCUGAAAGGAAGAACUUCAAAAUGCAGGAGGAGAAAGUGAAAGCCGUGUUUGAUAAUCUUAUCCAGCUGGAGCAUCUUAACAUUGUCAAGUUCCACAAGUACUGGGCCGAUGUGAAGGAGAACCGAGCCCGGGUCAUCUUCAUCACAGAGUACAUGUCCUCGGGGAGUCUCAAGCAGUUCCUCAAGAAGACAAAGAAAAACCAUAAAACCAUGAAUGAAAAGGCCUGGAAGAGAUGGUGCACGCAGAUCCUCUCCGCUCUCAGCUACCUGCACUCCUGUGACCCCCCCAUAAUCCAUGGAAACCUGACGUGCGACACAAUUUUUAUUCAGCACAACGGACUCAUCAAGAUUGGAUCUGUUGCGCCGGACACCAUUAACAACCACGUGAAGACCUGCCGGGAGGAACAGAAGAACCUGCACUUCUUUGCUCCGGAGUACGGAGAAGUAACUAAUGUGACAACUGCGGUGGACAUUUACUCCUUUGGGAUGUGUGCGCUGGAGAUGGCGGUGCUGGAGAUCCAAGGAAACGGGGAGUCCUCGUAUGUUCCCCAGGAGGCGAUCAAUAAUGCCAUACAGUUCCUGGAAGAUCCGCUGCAGAGGGAGUUUAUCCAGAAGUGCCUUGAGACCGACCCCAGCAAGCGCCCCACAGCCCGGGAGUUACUCUUCCACCCCGCCCUGUUUGAGGUGCCAUCCCUGAAAUUACUCGCUGCGCACUGCAUUGUGGGUCACCAACAUAUGAUACCAGAAAACGCCUUAGAAGAAAUGACCAAAAACCUGGACAUGAGCGCCGUGCUUGCCGAGAUCUCGCACGCAGACCGCGAGGGAGUGCGGAUGAUAUUCUCCCAGUCCCCAGCGCUGGAGCUGGAUAAGUUCCUGGAAGAUGUCAGAAACGGCAUUUACCCCCUGACUGCAUUUGGGGUGCCCCGGCCUCAGCAACCCCAACAGGAGGUGGUCAAAUCCCCUGUGGUUCCCCCAUCUGUAAAGACCCCUACCCCAGAGCCAGCCGAGGUGGAGACCCGCAAGGUGGUGCAGAUGCAGUGCAACAUUGAGUCUGUGGAUGAGGGCGCCAAGCAUCACCUGACAUUGUUGCUAAAGCUGGAGGAUAAGCUGAACAGACACCUGAGCUGUGACCUGCUGCCCAAUGAGAACAUUCAGGAGCUGGCAGCAGAGCUGGUACAGUUGGGCUUUGUCAGUGAGUCCGACCAGAUUCGACUCGCCUGUUUACUUGAAGAAGCUUUCAGCAAGUUCUACUUUGCUCGCAACGGAAGCAUGGCCGCCGUCACCGUGUCGUCGUAGCGAUAGCAACAGCCUUUGCCUUCCCGCCGCUGCCGCACUCACCCCACAGACGUGCUAUUUACUUUUGUGCCAGAAGGCAGAGCCGGCCGCGUCGGGCACCUGGCGAAAGCUCCAUCAGAUCAUUCUGUUACGUUCCCCCCGCUGCAAGGGGGGUUGGAGGAGUAGUGUCGCCCCCUAGUGGCGCCCUGCAGCCUCUCCUUCUGCUUCGCCCCCCCCUGUGUCACCGCAGGCUGCGGGGCGGCCAAUGCCUUUACCUCAAUACAAAGACACCGCCCAGUAGGAAACUUACUACAGUUUGAGUUGUGCCCCCUUAGGGGGUGGUAAGAGACGCGUUUUGGUGGCCGCACCUUAUUGGAGGAGAGAGGAAGACUCUGUGAGGGCUGUGAGGGGGAGUCCAUUUGCUUGUGUUUACAAUGUCUGCUUCUUUUCUAGAAACUUCCUGCAGAAGUCUGCCAUUGCACCCUGGUUAUACCCCCUGGCACCCUAACCUGGGGGGCAUCACAGCUGUAACAUUAUAGGCCACGGGGUCUCUCUAUCAGCCCCUCCCUUCUCUCUCUAAUGUAACGUGUGACCGCUUCUUCCCGUUCUUACAAGUCGUUCCCUGAUCAGCGCUGAGAGCGCCCCCCCCUGGCCAAUAAUGGGGUAACAAGUUCAGUAAUUAGUCCCGUCCCCCUGUGUGAGGGGCAGAGACCUGCAGGGAGGUACUGAGGCUGGGGGCACUCCUGGGCACGGAUAGGGUACGUAUGGCCUGUUGCCAUUGUGAGCCCGGCUCUGCUGCCAUACUGCACAUACGGUCCCUUACCUAUAAAGGUGGCAGUACCCGCUGGGCACAGUCCCAUAGCUGCAUGAACGCCCAACUGUACCAACUCCCAGCAGCCAUUAUGGGGCCGACCCGGCCAUAGCAAGUUAGAGGCAUAGUUACAAAGUGCACGUUCCCAUGGGCACAGGAGGGCACGCCGCCAGGCGCUGGGUGUGAGGGUGCCCGGGGUGCCAGCAAGCAGUCAGACUCUCUCCCUUCAGUUUAUGGUUUACUAGGAAUGGAAAUGUCACUGCCAGACUGAGCGGCCUAUGGAGCCGGGGCGGGGCCGCAGACUAUCACUCCCACGUCGUACCGUCAAGUUUACUCUGCAGGGUGAGUUACAGGAGGGUCCCCAUCAUUUUGUGGGUGCCAAGGGGGACCUGACAGGUUCAUAUGCAGUGCUGUUGGCUUUGCACAGUCUCACUCACCCCUUUCCUGUUGUGAAACAUCCGUGUUUAUUUGUAACUAAUAUUUUAGUUUCUUUUCUCUGUAAAUAAAACUGUUUGUUGUAUUAAA
Xenopus tropicalis (tropical clawed frog) is the source of this 3117-nucleotide messenger RNA. It is a transcript of the gene nrbp1, whose product is annotated as nuclear receptor binding protein 1. The record is from RefSeq and is a predicted model, not a curated record. The transcript is spliced from 18 exons. Gene Ontology annotation, molecular function: ATP binding. The coding region runs from base 222 to 1802 and encodes 526 amino acids. Gene Ontology annotation, cellular component: lamellipodium; cytoplasm; endomembrane system. NCBI's taxonomy places the organism in Eukaryota, Metazoa, Chordata, Amphibia, Anura, Pipidae.